AUGCCUUCAACAAGGGAGGUCGUGAUCGACUACGAUGAGGUCAACUAUCGCGAGGAGACGCAAAAAUUCUUUCGUGAUUUACCACACUUUGUCAAAGAAUACAUUAUUGCCCUGCUACCUAUCGCAUCAUGGAUCCAUCGCUACAACUUGAUGUGGCUCGUUCGUGACCUGAUUGCAGGUGUCACUGUCGGAAUCGUUGUUGUUCCUCAAAGUAUGGGUUACGCCAAAAUCGCUGAACUUCCCGCAGAAUACGGUCUUUACACUGCAUUUGUUGGCCUAUGUGUCUACUGUCUGUUUGCAACCUCCAAAGACAUCUCAAUUGGUCCUACCGCUGUCAUGUCCCUGUUAGUCGGUCAAUCGGUCACUCAUGUUACUGCACAACAUCCAGAAAUUACCGCCCAGGAAAUCGCUGUCGCAUUCUCACUCAUAUGUGGCUCAAUUGCCAUGUUUAUUGGUGUCGUGAGAUUGGGCAUUAUUGUUGACUUUAUUCCAGGUCCUGCCAUUGCUGGUUUCAUGACGGGCUCAGCUAUCACCAUCACCAUCGGUCAGUGCCCCAAGCUCUUUGGUAUCCCAGGUAUCAACACCCAGGAUUCGCCCUAUUUGAUCUUUGGCAACUUUUUCAAAUACUUGCCAGACACCAGAGUCGACGUUGCCUUUGGAUUGGUGGGCCUGUUUUUCUUGUAUGGUACUCGAUUCCUUUGCAACUACUACUCCAAAAAGUAUCCCAAGUAUGCCAUGCCCCUCUUUUUCGUCAGCAUCAUGCGCAAUGGUGUUGUCGUCAUCUUUGGUACCUUGAUUGCCUUUUUGAUCAACAUUGGAAAAGAGACAAGCCCCAUCUCUAUCUUGAAAACCGUCCCUCCUGGAUUCCAGGCCAUGGCUGUCCCUAGCAUUGGCGCAACCACAAUUAGUUCCAUCGCCGGCUCUUUGCCUUCCGGUGUCAUUAUUUUGAUUUUGGAGCACGUUGCCAUUGCCAAAUCAUUUGGCCGUAUCAAUGAUUAUACCAUCAAUGCUGAUCAAGAAAUCAUUGCCAUCGGCUUCACGAACAUUUGGGCUGCAUUCUUUGGUGCCUACCCUUCGACUGGAUCCUUCUCUCGUACAGCCAUCAAAGCCCGUUCCGGUGUCAAGACGCCUAUAGCCGGUAUCUUUUCCGGCUUGGUCGUUGUUCUCGCACUGUAUGCACUGACACCAGCUUUCUACUACAUUCCCGACGCCAUCCUUGCAGCUGUCGUUAUCCAUGCUGUUGCCGAUCUCGUUUCAGGUCCAAGCUACGUGAAGCGUCUUGCAGCUGUCAGCUGGUGGGAACUUCUCGUAUUUGUCGUCGCCGUCGUCGUCACGUUUUUCUCCACUGUCGACUACGGUAUCUAUGGCUCGCUCGGUUUGUCUAUCGUUGUCUUGCUUUUCCGCAUUGCUCGUCCACGUCUUUGGGCACUUGGCCGUGUCCCACUCACCAAGACGAAUGACGACGAUGUUGCUGCAUCAUCAGAUGAAAAAACUGGUGCUAACACAACUGAGCUCGAUCAACAACAACAGUUUCAGGAAUUCUUGUAUGUUCCGGUCAACCAUCCAUCUCUUGGUCGGCUCGUCGAGAAACUACCCCGUGGUGUUCUCAUGUUCCGUAUCGAUGAAUCAAUGACUUAUCCCAACUCGGGCUUCGUUGCUGACAAAAUCAUCAGCUAUUGUAAAGAACAGACACGACGCGGCGGCAAGGUUUUGUCCAAAGGUGAACGUGCAUGGAACGAUGACGCCAAUCCAAAGAUUGAAGCCGCUCGGGCCUCAUUGCCGAAAAUGCAUGCCUUGUUACUGGACUUUAGCGCUGUCAAUCGAUUGGAUUCCAGUGGUUUACAAGCCAUCGUCGAUAUGCAAAACACUUUAAACCGAUAUGCUGGUCAUCACGUUGAGUUCCAUUUCAUCAACCUCAGCAACAACCCUUCGAUUCGUCGAGCCUUGAUCAUUGCUGGCUUUGGUACACAGCCCCGUGUUCUGUUGGAAGACGAUGAACAAUCCUCGUCUGACGCUUCUGGUUCCGGUUCUAACCAUCACAGUCAUCAUCAUCAUCAUCAAGUUUCUACUGGCCCUGUUGAAGUCUUGCCCAUUGUUCCUAACUCAAAAGACGGUCCUCAUCACCAACGUCAACAAGCGCUCGAAGCAUCCCUUCGUCGACAAGAAGAUCUCGAGUCGAAUUAUAUCAGUCAACGCUCAGAAGUCAUCGACAAGAAGCAUCAUGAUGAUUAUGAAAUCGAACAGGUGUCGAUCCAUCUUCCCAAGGACAAGUAUCCAUUUUUCCACUGGAGCGCUGAUGCAGCUGUGCGUGUGGCUAUGCAUACCUAUGAUACUGAUCGUAUCGAUGGUCAUGAAGAUCAGAACGAUGACAGCAGUAACGAUGAUCAGUCGCGCGCUUCUGUUGAAAAGGACAACAAUGAUGAAGAACAACAGCAGCCACGACACUAACUACGCCAUCAAAGCGCUCUCUUCCUCCAUAACAUCUUUCCACCGUCCACAUCGUCAUUUUUACGAAAGCUGUUUACCUUCUCUUCGUCCAACUAUUCCUAUCAUCUUUAUUGGAUAUAAGCCAUUGUAUCAUCAACGAUUUAUUCGUUUUAUCCUUCCACUUUCUUCUCUCUCAUCUUUCUUUUUUCCCU
Zychaea mexicana is the source of this 2639-nucleotide messenger RNA. Its product is annotated as sulfate transporter family-domain-containing protein. Gene Ontology annotation, biological process: transmembrane transport. Gene Ontology annotation, cellular component: membrane. The transcript has 6 exons. Gene Ontology annotation, molecular function: sulfate transmembrane transporter activity. The record is from RefSeq and is a predicted model, not a curated record. Lineage: Eukaryota; Fungi; Mucoromycota; Mucoromycetes; Mucorales; Lichtheimiaceae. The coding region runs from base 1 to 2448 and encodes 815 amino acids.